This is a messenger RNA of Dioszegia hungarica, 1074 nucleotides long. RefSeq lists its product as uncharacterized. Bases 1 to 1074 code for a protein of 357 amino acids. NCBI's taxonomy places the organism in Eukaryota, Fungi, Basidiomycota, Tremellomycetes, Tremellales, Bulleribasidiaceae. The record is from RefSeq and is a predicted model, not a curated record. The transcript has 5 exons.
AUGUCCUCCUCAACCGCCAAAUCCAACACUGAACGAGUCCCAAGCGGAUUCACUCCAGUGAUGCACGCUGUCGGCUUCAAGAAGCUCUACAAUCUCGUCCUCUGGUUUAUCUUAGCAGGAGCUAUGUUCGGCUUCGUACUUGCCCGCUUCCAAUACCUCAACUUUAGUACAUUCUGCCCGGCAGAUGGCUCAAGAGGCGGAGCCGCGCCAGGCGAGUGCUACUGGUUCCUCAUGUCUCGCUACAAAACCGGUAUCCUUCUUCAUCUCGGCACCAUCCUCCCCGCCUCCCUCCUUGCGGUCUUUCAAUUUACCCCCUUCAUUCGCCACCGUUUCCGCCUAUACCACCGAAUUGCUGGCUACCUCGCUGUCCUGCUCGGCAUCAUCAGUACCGUCGGAGUCUUCAUGAUAGCCGAUCGCUCCUUCGGCGGAUCAGUUACCAUCCAAGUUUUCUUCGGUGCCUUGUCGAUCGCUUUCCUCGGUGCGCUAGGCAUGGCGAUAUACAAUAUCCGGAUGAAGCAGAUCGAGCAGCAUCGCGCUUGGAUGCUAAGGGCGUGGAUCUGGGCUGGGAGUAUCAUCACCUUACGCAUCAUGUACAUUAUCAGCCUCUACCCCGCCUCUUCCGCCAUCUACCUCUCAUACAGCUGCGACGUCCUCCACUUUAUGCUUCCGGACGCGGAUUUACUCUCUCGGUAUCCUGCCUGCGCCCCAGUAAUCGAUGGUACAAACCUCCUCGGACACGCACUUCAGACUUCUGUUCGCGCCAACUUCAAGGGCGGAAACGUGGAGCAACUCUCGGCGGCCAUGCAGGCUUGCUUCCCUGUAGGAGCGUGGCUAGGGUGGCUGCUGCAUAUUAUCGGGGUGGAAGUGUACCUCAAGUUGACACCUGCCGAGUCGGAGCGCUUGAGGCAGAUCAGCUAUGUCAGACAGAUUGAAGCGGGGCUGCGAAACCCUGGAAAUGCUGGGUCGACGGCGGAACGGCUAGGAGAUGCCAAGCCGUGGACGCCUGAAGAGAAGGCAGAGUCAGUGAACGGGGGCAAUGAGCCUGCUAGCAGUCAAAGCCAACGACCAGUGUAG